GUGGAGGAAGGUAGUGCACUCCAGGGAGCUGCGCGGAGAUCUUUGAGACACGGACGCAGGCGGCAGCAGCGAGAGCAUCAGCAUCAAACACAAACCCGCUGUACGGGGCUCGGCAGCCUCCCUCCGUCCCUGUCUCUCCGUGCCCAGCCAUGAAACAGAUGUUACUGGACCUCAUGAGGAUGAGUAGGAUCUGCCGGAUGGUGCUGGCCACUUGUUUAGGAUCUUUUAUUCUGGUCAUCUUCUAUUUCCAAAGUAUGUUCCAACCAGUUAUGAGGCGGAAUCCGUUCGCGGCGGAGGGAUGCUGCCGGAAAGGCUCCAGGAACGCCCUACAGGAGCUGUACAAUCCCACACAGGCUGAGUUUUCUGCGGCGGCGGUGUUGCAUCAGGCCCGGCGUGAUCAGAUGGCGGACACAUGUCGUGCCUACAGCGCGUCCAGCCGCAAGCGACGUGUGCUGACCCCCAGCGACCUCAAGCACUUUGUGGUGGACGAGGAGCAUGAGCUCAUCUACUGCUACGUCCCCAAGGUGGCCUGCACCAACUGGAAGCGGGUUAUGAUGGUGCUGAGUGGCCGGGGCAAGUACAGCGGCCCCAUGGAGAUCCCGUCCAACGAGGCCCACGUGCCCUCCAACCUCAAAACCCUAAACCAGUACAGCAUUCCCGACAUCAACCACCGGCUCAAGAGCUACCUCAAGUUUCUGUUUGUGCGUGAGCCCUUCGAGCGGUUGGUUUCAGCCUACCGUAACAAAUUCACGCUCCGAUACAACACCUCAUUUCACAAGCGCUAUGGGACGAAGAUUGUGCGGCGGUACCGCAAGAAUGCAACAACCGAGGCACUGCAGAGCGGCGCCGAUGUGAAAUUCCAAGAGUUCGCUGAUUACCUGGUGGAUCCGGGCACGCAGAGAGAAGCUCCGCUCAACGAACACUGGCAGACGGUCUACUCGCUCUGCCACCCCUGCCAUAUCCACUACGAUCUAGUGGGCAAAUACGAGACUCUGGAGGAGGACGCCAACUAUGUGCUCAAACUGGCAGGGGUGGGUGACUCCUUGCGCUUCCCAUCCUAUGCCAAAUCCACCCGUACCACCGACCAAAUGGCCGCCAUGUUUUUCAACAACAUCAGCUCCCAGCAGCAAGGCCAGCUGUACCAACUCUACAAACUGGACUUUCUUAUGUUCAACUACUCCACUCCCAGCUACCUUAAACUGCAGUAAACACACAUACGCGGUCGCGCACACGUUCCGAGCUUGUCAAACAAGGUUGAGCAAUGGGAGAAGGACCAUGGCUGAAAGACACAGGCGGGGGAAUCAACCGAGCAGUCAAUGUAAAAUCGUAUUUAUAUCCGGAUGGUUGGUUUAUUUCGAGAUGACUUGAGAGCUAUCGAUCAACUGCAGAUGCGGACAACUUGGAAAGUCUUUUGAGACGGAAGUCUGAUGUAUUUGCCCAUUGAAUUGUACAUUUCCAGUGUAAAGGCCCCUGUUCCCAAACAUCAAAAGCAAUAUAACAGAUUCUGAGCUAUACCUGCUCAAAUGGUUUAUCUAUUAAUAUACUCAACCAGCCGCUGCCGUCAUAAUUGAAGCUUCACGGAAAGGAGCGCCUAGAUUAAUAAUAUGUCUCCAGAUACAAUCAGACUUGUUCUGACUUCAGUCCCCCACUUCUAAUUUCAUGUUCCCUUUGGAGGUUCCCUCGCUUCUCCCAUACUCAGACGGCCUUUGUGUGUGUAUGUGUAUUUAUACAGUGCAAAUUUAAAGGUGCACACUAAAAAAGAAGAUAAAAAAGAGGCAUUGAAUGGUGCCUUCAUGAAAGGGGCGUGUCUAAAUGUGAGUGACAGGCAGGGGCUCCACCCACUAGGUUUGUCAGGGAGCAUCUGUAGCAGUCGGGAGGUCAGAGGUCACUGCUGGCUGGCCUCAAGCACACUGUUCCCACAACCCCUCCUCGCUCAGUUGGUCUUCAGUAAGGAUUUUUAAAGCAGGAAUUUGUUUUAUUUUCUAUUUGUUUAUAAUGGAAAAAGUUGCUGCGAGCAGCACUUCAAUAAUACAAUUUGAAUUACUGUGUGAAAUAGAGAUGAGAAAGACUUAAUUUUUUGUUUCCAGAAAAGGCAAUCUGCUUAGAGGUAGAGACUUUCUGAGGUUUAAUUGUCAUAAUUCGUUCAUAUUUCUUCUUGCCUCAUUUGCAGAACACUGUUGCUGGGAAACCAUGCUGGUUGUUUUGUCACGGGUGUACAGAAAAAAGGGCAGGACUUUGUUUUCUGAGCUGUUCUCAUGGGAAAGUUUCACACGGUGGUGUGUUUGAGAGAAACAGAGAGCUAGAGAGAGAGAAAAUGCAGGCGAAUCUGUUACAUCCAUUAGAUGAUUUAAACACUUUUGAGUUUGAGUUCAAAGGAACACCUUGUAUUUUAUUUUUCUAAUUUGCGUUGACGGUGCACAAAAAUGAUUGAAAAAAAAAAUGCUUAUUUGAUUGGCCACAAGCGAGUGUGUCCGAGUGCUUUAUCUCAUUGUCUUUGUAGCAAAUAUUGACUCUGGCUAAAGGAUUCUGUUAGCUUCCUCUCUCCCAUAUCUCUUUGCAUUUUAGGAAAAGUCCUGGGUUCAUUUGGCCUGAAUAAGUGAGUGCUGAUUAGCAGGAUUUUAAGUUCUGUAGAGCACGGUCUUUAAUGAAGACCACACAUGCUCACACACACUUGUGUCAGCUCCUUAUGCAGAGGGUAAAACGCGGCAAAAAAGCAAAAAAAAAGAAAAACAAUCUUAUAAAACCAAGCCACGUUAUCAACCUCUCUUUCUUUGUUUACUCUAUUUCUACUGCUACUCCUUUAAUACAUCUGAUCCUACUCAAAAAACAAAGGGAAAAUAAGAUUAACAUUCCCAUGCAGCUUCUAAUAAUACAGAUAACUGACUGGCAGGUCGGAUUUACUUGCAAGAUAUUCCAGUAGAUAAAUUUAGCAUGUUAUCUUUCACAAAGACACAUAAAACCUUUAUUUAGUUGUUAUUAGAUUGCCUGUUGAAAUCUCUGCUCUCCUCUUCACCAGAACAGGAAAUGAAUCUCAAUUGUAAUGAAUCACUUCAUUUUGAAUCAUCAGCUCAGAAAACAAAGCCUGGAUGCUUUCUCGGUUUAACUGUUUAUUGCAUUUGUUCUGCAACAACAAACACGGUACAGCCUCAUUAGCGCCCACACGACAGCCACGCUAAUACACGCAUUAGCGCCCACAUUAGCAGGCACAGUGCCUUUCAAACUGUCACUCUAUCACAUGUAGUACAGCUCACUCAUGUUGCAUGCAGCAUUUUUAAUUUUUAGAAAUACAACACAUUUAUUUACGAUUCAUGUUUCCAGCUGAGCUCUUCCCCAGAUGGAGGUUUUAUCAUAUUUAGCUAACUUUACACACUCUAGUACAGAACAGCUAGGUUCACCAUCCACACAUGCUCACAUGGCUUCCCUGUUACUCUUUGGGCUUGUUUAAUAAUCAGUAACUACAUUGGUUCGAUUUGCCGUAGCUAUUUGUCGCAGUGAGCGUCCGCUUGCUUUCUUGAGCUCACAAACAUUCUUGAACUAUCGGCAGUUUAAUUUAUUUAUUUAUUCCUGCUCUGUAUUCAGGAUGGACUCUGCCGGGUCACUGGGUCGGACCCUCACACUGUACAUGGGAAAAAUACAAACCAAGUGAACUGUCGGAUCAAUGCGCUCGCUGGAGAACGCGCUCACACACACUGUCUCUAUCUCUCUCUCAUCUGUUUUCUCAAUAAAUCUGAAACUGAAACCCCCGGUGUCGCCACAUAAUCAUUAAACUUGAGUGAAAAUGUUGUCAGUCGCUAAAGCUCUUCCUCCUCAUUUGGCAUGAUUCAUAGGAAAACAUUUUUUUUUGAUCCUGCACCGCACGGUCCUGCUCACAGCUUCUUAGAGGGGAUUUGUUCAAUUACAAUGUUCCUUAAAUCCUGAAGGGGUUUAAUAGGCCUUAUUAAAAUCAGUAGAGGCUGAAUGUGAUCCCUCACCUUUAGAUAAACAACUUUUACGUUUGUCUGUGAGCAAACUUAUUUAUAGCUACUGUAGCUCAGCCGGUAGAUCUUGACGUCAGUAAUGCCAAGGGACGGCUUUAUAUCUGUUGUCAUGUGAAUAAUAAUUCAGUAACUACUUUCUGGAGUCUCACUCUUACUGUACAACAUAAUGUUAAUAGCAAGUUUUAUGCAUUUGAUUCACUAAACAGACUGACUCAUCAAAAGAGGGUGUAAUAAGCAGCAAAGCAAAUAUGUGGUUCUGCGAGACUAAAUACUCCCUAACAAUAUUAUUAUUACUAUAUGAAAAAACCCAGUUAUUAGCCUCUUAGCAAGGCCACAUUUUUGAAUCUUUGACUAUAUGGCUGACCUUGUGGUGCUUGCAGGGCCUCCCAGGUCUUGUGGUGAGUCCAGAUGUGUCUGGUUAUAUGUUAUAUCCCAGCAAGAUUUGAAGUGGGACCUUUGAUGCAAGAGGAAACGUAAAAGCAUGCAGAGCUUUUGUGCCACAUUGGUGCAACAGAUCUGCUUUAAGGGCUGCCAGAGAAAUGUGUGUCACUCCACUGUGAAGAAAGAUUCAUGUACGCUUCAGUAGUGGGUUGUCACUUUGGUGUCAAAAGUGAAACAGCAGCCAAAGUCUAACUUCACAUUGAAAAUCCUGAGUUUUGGGGUUUUUUUCUUGCUGAAUGUGCAGUUCUCAUGCAACUUUGCUACCGCACCUGCUAUGGUCGCCUCCGCUCCACCCUCCACCGUAACCUCUCGGUAAUUUUAAGAAUACACCAAUGCCUAGCCGCUGGGGCGAAGUUCAUCCUCUGAAUUAGGUUCUUCAACCACAUCAAACCUGGCAUUGGGAUAGGCUUCGGGUUUUCUUAGUGAACACGUGCAGGGUCGAGUUGGCAGCAGUUCUCUCUGUCAUUAUCUAACUUAUGAAGGGCUGAAAGGAUGAUGUUGGUGGGAAGUUAGAUGUUGUUCCCUUAGGGACCGCUACACUGUUUACUGCUAAUAUGCAGGUGUAGCUGAAAACUACUACCAUUUGGUUUAAUCUCCAAGCUCUAAAACCCAAUCAGAACACACACACACACAAAAAAAGAAGAUAUUUUCAAUCAAGUUUUCCUUAAUUCCCAAGGAUGAAAUUGGCUGUGGUUCAAUCACAGCGGAGAUUUUCGGUCCGUCCAUUUCCCUAAGAAGUGUUUCUCAUUGCUGUAUACUUGAUUAGUCCAUAGUAAUCCAUUUGCACAACAGUUGAACUCCUUCAACCCUUCGCUUCAGCUUUAGUCGAGAAGGAAUUUCACACCUGAAUGGCAGAAACCGCUCUCUGUUGGAGUCUAAGCAUGACGGAGAAUGACAGCUUUCGCUGACAUCUUUCGCUCUCAUGGCUGAAUUGAGCAAAUACUGACAAUAAAGAGGAAGAGGAUGAAGUGAACAAUCAAAACAAGUGGUUUUUCAUGACCGUUCACAAAAAAAAAAAAAAAAAUGUACUCACCCUCAUUUCGAAGCGGUUUGACUAUUUCGGACAAAAUAUUUCAACUAUUUUUGUUUAUACAAUAAGAAUGAAUGGGGUCAUAUGGGUACCCCACUGACUUUCAUUGAAUGAACAAAAGAGGCAUUUUACUAAAUAUCUUUUUUUCCGUUCCACAUAUGAAAGGAACAUUUUGAAACGUAAUGAGUGUGAGCAAACAAUAACAACUGUCCUUUAAAAUAGCCUUGAACUGGGAUCCCACAUUUCAAAACUAUUUCAGGUCAAAUGUGGUGCUGUAUAAAAUGUUCGAUGAAUAGUCCAAAUGGAGAAAUAAAAUGUGUCCACAGUGAGUAAGGGCAUGCUGUACAGUGCAAUCUAAACCAUCAUUUUUUGGCUUGUAUUUAACUCUCAUGCUCAUGCCAGGGGACGACUCCAAAUCCCAUCUUUAAGACGUACUUGAUGAUCAGGACGGCAAAGGUUGUAAUGGAAGAGCGGGUGUUGUGUUGACUUGAGUCUGACUUCAUUACCAUAGUUCAGUGCUGCUUAUACUGUCAGAAAAAGUAGAGGUUAUGCUACAGACUACAGUGAAAAUGCUAGUCCUAAGGGCUUUCCAAUAUUGAACAUUUUAUCUAAAAUAUAAUGAAACUGAUCUGAGGCUGUAAAUGUUACAUUUCAAAGUAAACAAAGUUAUUUUGGUUUGCUCCGCACUCAAAGCAAUCAUAUGACUUUGAGUAUAGUGUAUGAAUUAUAUGGACUACUUUUAUCAUAAUUUUAUGGCCCUUUAUUGUCCAAUAUCCUUGAUCACAGUCCUCAUAACAUUACCUCAUGAGAAGUUCCUCAGCUGGUUAUUGGAACAAGGUAACUGUUUUUUGCUAGUCUAAGGUGGUCAAUCUAACAGCUUGAACAAGAUGGUCUACCAGGUCCACCAUUUAGUAGUCAAGCAAAUAUUCUAUUCAGACCAGCUUGGCCCAAGUAGAGACCAUGUAAAACCUUGAAUUUUCCAGCAGGAAACAACAAAAACACACAAAUAUCAAUGCUAGUUUUGAAAGCCAUUGCUCUGAUUAGCUUCACAAGAGCAGUCAAUUGGCUUGAUGGCCUGUUUGUUGUUAGUGGUGAACAUGAGGGAUCACGGUACAGAGGCUGUGGGCUGCAUUGAGGUAUUGGGUCUGCUUUAAUAGAGUGCUAAUAUGCAACAGCAUGGUCCCUCUGGCUCGAUUUGGGGGCCGUUUAUGAGCAGGCUCAGAUUUCAGGACCCCCAAUCCACCACACCGCACAAAUAACCCCAUUAAACCCUGAAGACAGGAGAGUUCAACAACCAUCAUUAACAUGGCCUGUCUAGACUUCCAAACACUCAAACAGAGGCCUUUUGUUUUAGAUCGCCGACAAUAAUAUACUAGACAUGUCAAAAACGUUGAGGGAUAAGUGAUGUUUGGAAAGUGUUUGUACUCUUGUCACGUUUAAUAGCCAAUAAUGAGCUGUGCAAAAGGUAAUGAAAUAAAUAUCUGUGAAUUAAAUAAUAGCAGGCCACGAAACCGCUAAUCAGAUUACAAAACAAUUUCUGAGCUUGGCUAACGAGUUUUAACUGCUCAGUUUGACAAAACUGCAGGUGGGGUAAAGUGCAAAUUUUAGGAGAACACUAUAUAAAGUGCCUGAUGUAUUUUUUUUGGCAUUGUGAUCAAAUAAAAACACUUUGGUUCA
This is a messenger RNA of Carassius auratus (goldfish), 7125 nucleotides long. RefSeq names its product carbohydrate sulfotransferase 11. Gene Ontology annotation, biological process: proteoglycan biosynthetic process; carbohydrate biosynthetic process. The coding region runs from base 150 to 1208 and encodes 352 amino acids. Gene Ontology annotation, cellular component: membrane. Gene Ontology annotation, molecular function: sulfotransferase activity. The record is from RefSeq and is a predicted model, not a curated record. The transcript is spliced from 3 exons. Lineage: Eukaryota; Metazoa; Chordata; Actinopteri; Cypriniformes; Cyprinidae.